Messenger RNA from Pelodiscus sinensis (Chinese soft-shelled turtle), 1740 nucleotides. It is a transcript of the gene AGFG2, whose product is annotated as ArfGAP with FG repeats 2. Gene Ontology annotation, molecular function: GTPase activator activity. NCBI's taxonomy places the organism in Eukaryota, Metazoa, Chordata, Testudines, Trionychidae. Gene Ontology annotation, cellular component: cytoplasmic vesicle; cytoplasm; membrane. Gene Ontology annotation, biological process: spermatid nucleus differentiation; acrosome assembly; intermediate filament organization. The record is from RefSeq and is a predicted model, not a curated record.
GGGGCGGAUCGCGGCGCGCGACUGAGCAUGCGACGUGGAAGAGGGGCUAGUAAGGGGUAAAGGAAGUGGGGCUGCGCAGGCGCAGUCCGACUGCCAGGCGGAUGGCAGCGGCCGGGGGCAGGAAGCCAGGCUCUCCGCGGGAUGCCGAGUCCGAGCUCCGGUCCCGCCGCGUGCGGGAGCUGGCGGGCGCCGGGCCUGGCAACCGUUACUGCUUCGAGUGCGGCCAGCGUGGCGUCACCUACGUGGACAUCACGCUGGGCAGCUUCGUGUGCACGGGCUGCUCUGGCGCGCUCCGGGGCCUGAACCCUCCCCAUCGUGUCAAAUCCAUUUCCAUGACUACCUUCACCGAGGCAGAGGUGCUGUUUCUGCAGUCCCGUGGCAACGAGGCCUGCCGGAAGGUUUGGCUGUGCUCCUUUGAUCCCCGCACAUCGCUGCUUCCAGACUCCAGGGACCCGCAGAAAGUGAAGGAGUUCUUGCAGGAGAAAUAUGAGAAGAAGCGAUGGUAUGUCCCGGUGGAUCAAAACAAAGGCACUGCCUCCCUGGCCAGCCAGAGCUCCACCCCAGAGGUGAAGCCACAGCAGGCACUUCUAGGGGACUCGGGGAUGCUGCUCACAGCUGCUGGAUCCAGCCGGGGCUUGGGCCAGCCCCACCAGCCGCAGCAGCGCACCCCACAGCCAGCCAAGAAAGCCAGCACUGAUCUCCUGGCGGACAUAGGAGGGGACCCUUUCGCCGCCCCCCAGCCAGCACCUGCCUUUGCCAUGUUUCCUGCUUUGGUGGGCCUGCCUCCAGCCCACACUGCGUUUGCCAAUUUUGAAGCCUUUGGGUCCAGCCCGGUAGCAUCAACAUUCGGGGGAGGCUCGGUGCCAUUCCACACCCAUCCGAUGCCUGCAGCCAGUCAGUCAGUCCCAGGAAGUUACAGCUUUGCAGGGGGUGCCCAGGUGAGCAGCUUUGGUGCCUCCCCCACCAGCUACCCUAGCAGCGGGAUCCCGGAGAUGGGCGCAGCACCUAGCAGCCUCUUCGGGACCCUAAGCCAGCCAGCUCUGCCUGUACCCAGCCCUGCGCCCGGCUAUGGAGCCUCCACCAACCCCUUUGCUGUGCCUGCUGCCCUGCCUGCCCGCACCUCCACCAACCCCUUCCAGCCCAGUAGCACGGUGCCAGAUUCCAGUUUUGAUGGAUUUGCUGCAGCCAAAGUGGGGCAGCCCGUUGGGAUCUCUACCAACCCCUUUAUGACGGCCACUCCGUCCACACCUUUUGUCAUCAAGCACCCAGCUACCAAUCCGUUCUUAUAGCAACGUGCCUGGCUCUUGGCUGGCAGUGCCCUUCCUGUCCGGUGGGGGCAGGCUGCUGCAGCGACAGAUCCUCGCCUCGCUGCCCUGAUGCCGCGGGGAUGGCCUGGACAAACUGCUUUAACUGCGAAGGCUUAUAAAGGAAUCUGCUGUGGAGAGCUGGCUGUUGGAGAGAGGAAUGGGGCCCAGCAGCAAGGCACUCUGGGACUUAUAGUUGGGAAUUUUGAAGUGGGCAGCAGUGCAUGCUGGGAAAAUAGAGGGGGAAUGAGGCCAGUCAGUGGGUGAGCUGGCCCUUUGAGGGGUGUGGGAUCCUGGCCCCAAUGCAAAUGGGGACUAGUGCUCCAGAUGGGACCCAUGGGGGGAGUUGGAGCAGGUAUGCAUACUGGGAAAGGGAGCACUCCUCCUCCUCCCAAGGAAUGGGGGCUCUACCUCUUCCCCCCCCCCCAAGCUCCUC